ACUCCCCUUUCCAAAGUCCCCGUUUGCUUCUUCCUGCGUCAAAUCAAAAGUCAAAAGAGCGAAACUGUGUUCAAUUUUCCAUUUCAAUUUGCCGGAGACUUUGAAUUUCCCAAAGUCGAAGUCAGUAAUGGAAGUUGUUGGCCUCUGCAUGCUGUUAAAGUAGCUCGGAGUGGGGAGGAAGAACAACGGCAUGGCGAUAUCUAACUGGCGAUCACACUCCGACGGCAAGGUCUGGAAGUUUUUCAAGCUUCCGUUUCGUCAUUCUGCAGCUACCACGCCGGCGGCUAACGCUCCCUCUUCUCAUCCUCCGGUUGAGGGUUCAACGUCUCAUAGUUCCAAUUCGGUUUCUUCGGUCGCCCGAUCGCUUCUUCCAACCCGACGUCGUCUCAAGCUUGAUCCCUCCAAGAAGCUUUACCUCCCUUAUGAACCAGGGAAGCAGGCUAAGAGUGCCAUUAGGAUUAAAAACACUAGCAAAUCCCAUGUAGCUUUCAAGUUCCAAACAACAUCACCCAAAAGCUGUUUCAUGCGUCCUCCUGGGUCUGUCCUUGCACCUGGCGAGAGUAUUAUUGCAAUUGUGUUUAAGUUUGUAGAGGCACCGGAAAAUAAUGAAAAGCCUGAAAAAAGUGGACUCAAAUUUAAAAUCAUGAGCCUGAAAGUCAAAGGAGAAGUUGAUUAUGUACCUGAGCUGUUUGAUGAGCAGAAGGACCAAGUAGCAGUGGAGCAGAUUUUGCGGGUUGUGUUCAUAGAUCCAGAACAAGCUAGUCCUGCUUUGGACAAAUUGAAGAGGCACUUGGCUGAAGCUGAUGCUGCACUUGAGGCUCGUAAGAAGGGUCCAGAAGAUUCAGGUUCUGAGAUUAUUGGGCAAGGAGAAGUCAUAGAUGAAUGGAAAAACAGAAGGGAAAGAUACCUUGCAAAACAGCAGGUUGAAGGGUUAGUAGUAGACUCUGUAUAAAGUGUCCUUGUGAGUUUUACAAAUCAAAUAUAUUUGAGUAUUGCUAAAAUUGAACAUUGGCAGCGGGUGAAGUCAAAUAUGAAUUUUUUUUUUUUGGCCAACAAGUCAAAUAUGAAGUUGAAUUCAGAAAAAAGAAUUAUGAAACUAGAGUGCUAGACUUUGUAAAAUAUUCCAGAUGAUGGUCGGGGACUCGGAGUAUUUUGAAGAAUCCUAGGCAGUAAACAUCCUGUGUGGAUGAGUGGGAUGAGUGUAUUUGGAUCAUUCAAUAAUUAAAGAAUUCAUUGGAAUUUUUAUCUUA
This is a messenger RNA of Neltuma alba, 1250 nucleotides long. Its product is annotated as vesicle-associated protein 4-2-like. Gene Ontology annotation, cellular component: endoplasmic reticulum membrane; plasma membrane. The record is from RefSeq and is a predicted model, not a curated record. Gene Ontology annotation, biological process: endoplasmic reticulum membrane organization. The transcript is spliced from 7 exons. NCBI's taxonomy places the organism in Eukaryota, Viridiplantae, Streptophyta, Magnoliopsida, Fabales, Fabaceae. The coding region runs from base 191 to 952 and encodes 253 amino acids.